Molecule: messenger RNA, 4266 nt
Organism: Anopheles cruzii
Lineage: Eukaryota; Metazoa; Arthropoda; Insecta; Diptera; Culicidae
Product: leukocyte receptor cluster member 8 homolog
Exons: 4
Coding region: 47-2974 (975 amino acids)
Cellular component (GO): nucleus
Source: RefSeq, a predicted model, not a curated record
CAUAUUGUGAAAAUCGAACAAAAGUUACAACAUUACAUCGUAGCACAUGCUCGGCGUUGCGAUGCGUAUGGGUGAGACAGCCGUAAGUAGCGUUAUGAAUUCACAAGAGCAAUCGUUAAGCCAGUCAGCGGCGUGGAUAGCUGCCGCUCAAGCCGUGCAGCAGCAGCAACAGCAGUCCGGUGGGUCCUAUACCGGAUCUCAUGGAUAUGGCAUGAGUCAGCAACAGCAGCAGCAACAGUACGCACAAUAUUACGCAUUAUACCAGCAGAUGCAGUAUAACGCGGGUUUCGGAAGCGCAAAUAGUGGUAGCGGUAGCAAUGCAGGCAACAUGAACAAUACAACCCCCGGGUUCACGAGUUCUGCUAUGUCGAGUGUUUCGGAUGGUAACUCCGAUCUAGGGUCUCCCGGCGGUGGUAUGUCGGGCAACAAGUUUUUCAGUUCUCCUCAACAACAGCAGCAAGGACAGGCAAACAGUGAUGGCAUGGGCUUCAAACAGGCACCGAGCCAGUUUGGACCGAUACGGUUCAACAUUAACAAGCACCCGCAGCGCGUCAGCCCACUCGUGGCUAGCAAUCCGCUCAUGCAAGCCAGCCAGAUCCACGCACAGCAGCAACAGCAGCACCUACAGCAGCAGCAGCAUCAGCAGAUGAUGGCCGCUUUCCAGAAUCAAAAUGGUUCGGGCGGCGGCAAAAAGAAGCGCAAGAAGAACAAAAACAACAACAUGAACCAGAACCAAUCGGGAGGCGGUAAAAACGGCAUGUUCAUGAAUGGGAAUGCCGGUUCAUUGAUUACGGCCAACAUUCCCCCGUUGAUGCCGGCCGGUUCAUUACCAUCCAAUACUGGUUCUGGCAAAUCCGUUGGUGGUGGAUUUGGGACGACACAACUCGAUCUCAGCAAGCCACCGCCACCAAUCCCGCAGGUCUCGGUGGGCGUUGGAUUGAUACCUCAACCACAGCCUCCGACGCCACCUAGCACCGUACCGAAGAAGCCUGAUCCGUUCCACAAUCCGACCGACGAUUGGCCACAGAGUUUGAAUGAUUUUGUGUCUCGCUGUUACGCCAAGUGCAAGACGGAUUUCGAUAAGGAUCAGAUCGACAUCUGUCUGAAGGGUCGAAUUACGGCCGCGGCUAACAAAGGCGAACUGUGGACGAAAGACUGGGAUAACGAGCCAGUGCCGAGCGUGCACAGUGAGCGGGCCAACCAGGUUCUGCUUCCGAAUCUAGGUGGCAACACUCUUGGAGGAAGCCUCGGGUUCGGGCUGGGUGGCAAGGCAAACAAAGCGGCACCCGGAGCCGGAGCGAUCGUUGGUGGAGUAGGACCGUAUCAAAGCCCGUUAGGUACCAAGGGUGCACAACCGCAACAGCAGUUCAAUAGUGGGAUGAAGAAGGGUAACAAUUGUACAGGGAUUUCGCCGUCGCUCGGCACUCGCCUGGGCGUUAAGCCCGGUGGUGGUGCUGGUUCCGGUGGGAAAAAGUCUCGCACUUCUCGUUCCCGGUCCCGGUCGCCGGCUCGUUACAGCAGCACCGGUAGCCGCAAUCGGCGAAGUCGCUCGUCCAGUAACGAAUCGCGCUCGUCACGCCGCAAGAACCGGCGCUCAUCGAACAGCGGCAGCAGCAGCAGCAGCGAGAACACCAACCGCCCGUUGUCGUGUGCCGCCAACAAAUCAUACGGUAAUGGUGGCAAAGGGUCAGGCAACUCCAAGCAGCAAAACAAUCACCAAAAGAAUCAGAAACACCACCAGCAGAAUAACAAAAAUCAGAACGGGCGUAAUCAGAAGGCUCAAGGAUUCUACUCCGAGCACGGCCAAAUUGGUGGUGCCGUCGAGGGUGAUCUGGAGCAGUUGAAGAAACGGGCCGCACGGUUCAAUGGAGGAGGUGGCAAAAAAGUUCCGGCAUCGCCCCCGGUCGUGGCCUCCAACAUUGUUUCACCGUUCAAUAGGAAGAAAAAGAUGGCCAUGCCCACGCCCGCUCGCUUCUUCAUCGACGACUCGGCGGAUCGAGAACACGACGAUGAGGUGGAUCUGUUCGAUCUGCAUAUUGUCGGCACUUGUCGCGAUUUGGAAAAGAGCUUCUUGCGACUCACGAAGGCUCCGUCCCCGUCCGAGGUGCGGCCGGUCGAGGUACUGCGACAUUCGCUGCAGAACGUCAAGAGGAAGUGGGUCGAAAAGCAGGAUUAUUUCUAUGCUUGCGAUCAGCUCAAGUCCAUUAGGCAGGAUUUAACGGUACAAGGAAUUCGAGAUGCGUUCACCGUACAGGUAUAUGAAACUCAUGCACGUAUCGCUAUGGAAAAGGGAGACCACGAGGAAUUCAACCAAUGCCAGACGCAAUUGAAAAUGUUGUACGCUGAUGUGGGUGGCGAAAACCUUCUCGAGUUCACGGCGUACCGUAUCCUGUACUACAUUUUCACCAAAAACACUCUUGAUUUGACCACUAUCCUUAAGUCGUUAACGGUCACCGACAAGGAGAGCGACACCGUACGAUUCGCUCUCGAACUUCGGACCGCUUGGGCGCUGAGUAAUUAUAGCAAUUUCUUCAAGCUCUAUCGAAAAGCACCAUUGAUGGCGGGUUAUUUGAUCGAUUGGUUCAUCGAGCGUGAACGAAAAUUUGCACUCAAAUCCAUUGUCAAAGCUUAUCGGCCCAAUAUUCCGGUGGAAACGGUCAGCCAAAUGUUCGGCUUUGCCAGCGAAGAGAAAUGCACCGAGUGGUUACAGUCGUUAGAAAUUAGCAUCGUUUCUGCACCAAUUCCGCCGACAACGGCGACAACGGAAGAGGCUGCUGCUGCUGGUGGUGUUUCUGCUAUUGCCGGAGAAGCUGCUGCUGGUGCUGCUGCUGCUGCGGCUGCUUCUGAUGCUGCGAGUACCGAAAUGAAAAGUGCAUUUAUAAACAAAACCACCGGAAUUUCCACGGCAAGAGAGAACGGUGUGCGGCAAGUGAUCGACUGCAAGACGAGUAUGAAUGUGCUGGGAAAUUUCUAAGGAUCGAUAAGAUGCGCGCCACGAACCGUGCACGCUCUUUUCGCCAUCACCGAAACUUUUUCCUGCGAGUGGCUGGCCCUCCUCCGAACCGUAUGCACCGUGCACGAUACAAUUUUUCAUUUGUCCGUCCGAUGGCUCCAAGCGGACGUCGCAUUACUGUGCCAAACCUGCCUCUCUCGCAACGCUCAUCGGUUUCGCUUCCUUAACCUCGUGCGACCCUCUGCGAGUUUGUCCCCCCUUGUGGUGGAUGAAGUUUCUGCACCGUGGAAGGAUGAAAAGAUGCUAUGUGACUUCGACGCGAGGGUUCGCGCCAUCUUUUCUCGGAACACGAAGGGGUUGCAAAGUAGUAAUGGCCAGUGUAGCAGCAACUGGAAGGUGAAAAAUUUGUUUUAGAAUUUUUCACCUUUCGACAAGGAUGGAUUCAGCUUUCGACGGAGGAUGUUGACGAAUCCCUCGCCACCUUCCCCUUCACGCCUCGGGGAGACAGCAUGCAGCACAGCAUGAGAACGUUCCGAUUUCUGGAGUUGUGGUCAAGGCGUUAUUUAUGCAAUUCGCAUGACCACAACCCGGUGCAAUCGUGUGCUGCGUCGUGUAGUGUGUGUUUGUGUGUGAUGCGUUUCCAAAAGUGCAGCGAUGGGCGUUGUUUAGGAACUUUGUGUGGCCAGUGAAGUGGUGCGCGAGUAGGUGGUGCAGAGAGACGACAGAGAUUGUCUCAAGAACUUCCUGCGGAAUGAAGUGGUCUUGCAGCUACCGGUGUGUGUUGUCCUUCGCCUCACUUUCGCCAUCUGCUGGUAGCACCGUAACUCGAAUUUCAUAAUCGAGGCAUCUUUUUUGGCGAUAAAUUGGCUCCUUGGAAUACCCAGCGAACGCUAGAGAGCUGUGUUCCGGGUAGCAGCUUACAUCACACGUUUAAAACAUCACUAAACACCCAAAAACGAGCGAUCAUCGAAGAAAUAAGGCUUCAUCUAAUUGCAGCAGUCUGAAAUCGGAUCGGAUGGAUUGUUCUUCAGCGGGCAAUCCUUACCUUCACCACUCUACAUACAUCGCACAAACCAUUAUGCUGUAAGGUAUUUCACCACAAACAUCCGUUCUUUAUGCUAACGUCGUCUGGAAUUGACGAACAGAGGAAAUGCGAACGGAGUGAUGAUUUGACGAGAUAAGAAAAAUGCGGUUUUGGUCGUAGUGUGGCGAGUGAAAACGAGUGUUUGUUGUGCGUGCCUUUGGGGUGUGUAAGAAAUUGACAUUAGCAGACUCACUUAACCAGAAACUCAACCCAGCAUGGACAGCAUUCC